AUGGUAAAUAUGUUGAGGCAAUUCACAAGACAAAAAGAGCUUUGUCAGGUAGAAGGGCUAUUUGGGAGGAAUGUGACAAUUAGUCACAGAAGAGCAUUAUCUCCAGCAGAAUUAUGGGAAUGCUACGGAGCAAAUAACCUAGAAUUGCAAAAGUUCGCUAUUAAAGUACUUAGCCUCACUUGUAGUGCUUCCGGCUAUGAGUGCAAUUGGAGUGUGUUUGAGCAGAUUCACAUAAAAAAAAGGAAUAUGCUAGCUCAGCAACGCUUAAAUGAUUUGGUAUUUGUGAAAUACAAUCAUGCCUUAAAACUUCGGUAUGAUGCACGUGAUAAGAUUGACCUCAUCUCUUUGAUAGAUAUUGAUGACAGUAAUGAAUGGUUGAUGGGUAGAAUGGAUGGAGAAAGUGAUAAUGAAGAAGAUGAGUUGCACCACAGCCACUGCUUCGACUUCUCCCGACGCAGAUGGCGGCCCUUCUCCUUACCUGGCUCCCAGCCGUCUCCUCCUCCGCUGCCGCCGCCUCUCCCAACCCUAGCCGCCACCUCCGCCUCUCCGUCCUCCUUCCAACUCUCUACCGCCCUCAUUUCUCCUCUGCCGCCGCCGCCGUUCCACGAAUCCGUCGGCCCUCCUCCGUCGCCGUUCGCUCGGGCGAAGGCCCCGUUCUUCGAAUCCCCGAUGAGUGGGGGGAAUAAGACAGAACCCGAUGCUGAGCUUCCUUAUACACCGGCUCCGCCUAUAGAUGAGGACGAGUGGGGCGCGGAAGCAGGGUUUCUUUCUGGGAACGGAAGCCUUGUGCCAGAGGAUGAUAAACUCAGGGAUUUGAAGCGGUGCCUUGUGGACUCGCUCUACGGAAAGGAGUUGGGACUGAGAAAGACCCUUGAAGAUAGGGCAGAGAUCCUGGAGUUGGUAAACCAGCUUGAGGCGGCCAAUCCCACUAAGGCUCCGACCGAGGCGCCGGAUCUUCUUGAUGGAAAUUGGAUUUUAUUGUAUACUGCAUUUGCUGAGCUCUCACCUCUUUUAGCAAUGGGGGCAACACCAUUUUUGAAAGUUAAAAGGAUAUCUGAAGUUAUUGACAGUAAGACACUAGAAGUUGUUAAUGCCACAACCCUCUCCAGCCCGUUUGCUACCUUCUCUUUUAGUUCUACCACUUCUUUUGAGGUUCAAACUUCAUCCAGAAUACAGAGGUUCAGUUCAAGGAAGGAAUCUUCCAACCUCCAGAGAUAUCGUCAUCACUAGACCUACCAGAAACAGUUGAUAUAUUCGGCCAGAAGAUCAACCUGAAACCUGUUCAACAGACACUGAACCCCAUACAAGAGGCUGCCGCAAACAUAACUCGUUCCAUCUCUGGCCAGCCACCUCUCAAAUUUCCACUGCCUGGAAACCGAGCUGCAUCAUGGCUUCUGAAAACGUACCUCAAUCAAGAUUUUCGAAUCUCAAGGAUGGGGGUUUGUUUAUUAUCCUCGCAAAAGAGGAAAGUCCUUUGUUGGAUCAGUUAUCAUAAAGCAUUAGUUACAUAACCAACUAUCUCCGCUCAGGGUUUGUUCAUGCUGCCAAAUCCACUCCCUUUUCAAUCAUGUAGCAUAGCUUUGAUUGGAAUUAUUUUGUAGUUUUGACCCCGUGGGUCAUCCGAGAUGACAUGGGGCGGAAGUUGCUACAAUGAGGUCGUCGGGUCGAAACUCAGUGGCAACGGAGGAAUAAAUCCCCUAUCCCUGUAUGUCACCCGGUCCGUCCCAUGUUAGCUCGGGUGUUGCGAUUUAUCUCCCUUACAAUGACCGUGGGUCCGGUCGAUGGGGGCCGGGGGUGAGGGUUUCAUCUUUUUGCUGUAAUGCAAUGUAGCAUAGCUUUGAUUGGGCUGUCUCGGUGAGCCUUAUUACCUUUUGCCACCUGUAUAGCAUAUCUUUGAAGAGUG
This is a messenger RNA of Zingiber officinale, 1903 nucleotides long. RefSeq names its product probable plastid-lipid-associated protein 3, chloroplastic. Gene Ontology annotation, molecular function: protein dimerization activity. The record is from RefSeq and is a predicted model, not a curated record. The transcript has 6 exons. NCBI's taxonomy places the organism in Eukaryota, Viridiplantae, Streptophyta, Magnoliopsida, Zingiberales, Zingiberaceae. Bases 1 to 1230 code for a protein of 409 amino acids.